GACCGCCGAGAUAACUAUUUUAAUUUUGUUUUUUUUUUUAAGAAAAAUUGGCACUCAAUUCAAUUCCACAAUAACUCUUUCCUCUCAAUUCGUGGGAGCUGCAGCAUCGCUAAAUCUCUGUAAUUUGGUUGUUCCUUUUUUCUGAAUCGUGUGAUUCUCUGGAAACCCCUAAAGAUUUCACUCCGGAAACAGUCUUAUUCAGUUAGGGUUUUGAUUUGAUCCGGGAAGGAACUUGAUUCCGCCUAGUCACGAAGCAUUUUGAUUUGGAAUCCAGUAUUUCUUCUUCUAAUUGAAGAAUUCCCCCGAGAUUUAAGUGUUUGGAUUUGAUCAGAUUGUGGCUUGCUUUUACGUACGAAUUUCGCUUCAUGCUCGUAUAUUGAGUGACACAGAGAGAGAGAGAGAGAGAGAGAGAGAGAGAGAGAGAGGAUGCUGUCGAAUCAUUUGCAGAAUGGGAUGGAGACGGCGAAGUUGAUCUGGUCAAGGGUGCCUAACUCGGAGGUGGAAGCAGAUGGGAUUGCUGCCGGAGAUUUCAGCCGGAUUAACAAGGACGAUGGCGGCACUGUUGAAAGCCUUGACUAUGAAGUAAUUGAAAAUUACGCUUACAGACAGGAACAGGCAAAAAGGGGGAAGGUUUAUAUGGCAUAUAGUGUGGUGGUAAAAUGGCUUAUGGCAUUACUUAUUGGGAUCGGUACUGCACUAGCUGCCGUGUUUAUCAAUCUUUCUGUUGAGAACUUUGCCGGAUGGAAAUAUUCCUGGACAUUCAAUCUGAUUCAGAAGUCAUACUUUGCUGGAUUUUUGGUCUAUACACUGAUCAACUUGGCUCUAGUGUUAUCCUCAGUGUAUAUUGUUACACAAUUUUCACCUGAAGCAGCAGGAUCGGGAAUCCCUGAAAUAAAGGGUUAUUUAAACGGAAUUGACACACAUGGUAUACUAUUGUUCAGGACUUUAGUAGGCAAGAUUUUUGGAAGCAUAGGAUCCGUGGGAGGUGGUUUAGCACUUGGUAAAGAAGGUCCACUUGUGCAUAUUGGCGCUUGUAUUGCUUCCAUGCUUGGACAGGGUGGAUCCACAAAGUAUCAUCUGCGCACUAGAUGGCUACAGAUCUUUACCAGUGAACGAGAUCGGCGUGAUCUUGUCACCUGUGGAUGUGCAGCCGGAGUGGCUGCUGCAUUUAGAGCUCCAGUUGGUGGUGUAUUGUUUGCACUAGAAGAAGUAACAUCAUGGUGGAGGAGUCAGCUCAUGUGGCGUGUCUUUUUCACAUCUGCCAUUGUGGGUGUGGUUGUACGGACAGCGAUGGCGUGGUGUAAGAGUGGAAAAUGUGGACAUUUUGGUUCUGGAGGCUUUAUUAUUUGGGAUAUCUCAGGUGGUCAAGAAGAUUACUCAUUUCAGGAGCUGUUGCCAAUGGCAGUUAUAGGUGUUAUUGGGGGUCUUCUUGGAGCACUGUUCAAUCAACUUACUUUUCAUAUAGCAUACUGGCGCCGAAAUUAUUUGCAUAAGAGAGGGAACCGUGUGAAGGUUAUUGAAGCGUGCAUUGUCUCUUUGAUAACGUCUCUUAUUUCGUUUGGAUUGCCACUCUUUAGAAAAUGCACACCCUGCCCUGAAGCAGAUGCUAAUUCUGGCAUCGAGUGUCCACGUCGCCCAGGGAUGUAUGGGAAUUAUGUCAAUUUUUAUUGCGGUGACAAGGAAUACAAUGACCUCGCAACUAUAUUCUUCAACACUCAGGAUGAUGCAAUCAGAAAUUUGUUCAGUGCUAAAACAAUUCAUGAAUUUAGCGCACAGAGUCUCCUUACGUUUUUGGUCAUGUUUUACUCUUUAGCGGUAGUUACUUUUGGCACUGCUGUUCCAGCUGGUCAAUUUGUUCCUGGCAUAAUGAUUGGCUCUACUUAUGGCCGGCUUGUUGGCAUGUUUGUUGUAAACUUUUACCAGAAGCUGAAUAUUGAAGAAGGAACGUAUGCUCUUUUAGGGGCUGCAUCUUUUCUUGGAGGCUCAAUGAGAAUAACUGUAUCCCUUUGUGUAAUCAUGGUCGAGAUUUCAAAUAACUUGAAGUUUCUACCUCUCAUCAUGUUGGUUCUCCUCAUAUCCAAGGCUGUUGGUGACGCUUUCAAUGAAGGCCUGUAUGAAGAGCAGGCUCGACUAAGGGGUAUUCCUUUAUUGGAAUCAAGACCAAAAUACCAAAUGCGAAAUAUGACAGCGAAGGAGGCUUCUGGAAAUCAACAGGUUGUCUAUUUCCCUCGUGUUGUGAAGGUUGUGGAUGUACUUUCUAUUUUAAGGAGCAACAAUCACAAUGGGUUUCCUGUCAUUGAUCACACAAGAAGCGGAGAGACGCUUGUCAUCGGCCUCAUAUUGAGAAGUCACCUGCUAGUGCUUUUACAAUCAAAGGUCGACUUUCAACACAGUCCUUUACCCUUUAAUUCGAGAGAUGGGCCUGUACCAAUCAGCAGGCACAAUCUAACAGAAUUCGUCAAGCCUGUUUCCAGUAAGGGGAUUUCUAUUGAUGACAUCCACCUAACCCCUGAUGAUCUGGAAAUGUACAUUGACCUUGUUCCAUUUUUGAACCCGUCACCUUAUGUUGUUCCAGAAGAUAUGUCAUUAACUAAGGUAUAUACUUUAUUCCGGCAAUUAGGUUUAAGGCAUGUACUCGUCGUUCCACGUGCUUCUCGUGUUAUCGGAAUGAUUACGAGGAAGGAUUUGUUGAUAGAGGACCAUGAAGAUACAACGACCAUAGAGCUUCAAUCCACUAGUGUAAGGGAUCAUCAAAAUGACAAAAGAGCGUCGAGGAGGAAAGAUGCUGAGCAACCUUUACUUGAUGGUCUUAUCGUCUAAGUUACAACAAGGCCGUUCAUGGCAGUUCGUUUACAUAUGUUGUUCCAAGACCAGGCUUUUUCAGCCUCCUCCAUUCUUUAAACAAGAGGUUCAUUCCUAGUAUCUCGAGAUUCAUUAUAGGUAUGUAGUGUGUUUCUUGUGUUCCCAAUACAUAGAAUAAGACGAAAGUGUCGUAAAAUAGUAAGGGACGAUGAUGGCAUAAGGCGGCGAGGAGUAAUGCGAUACAAGCUGUGGUAUGUGAUUCUUGAUUUGGAAAGAUGCAAACUGUAUCACUUUGUAAUCUGGAGGAUAUUGUACGUAGUUCUGAGUUUAGGCCUUUGUAUAUUCAUAUAUUGAGAUAGGAAGGAUUACAGCUCACAUUUCUCCCUUUUCA
This is a messenger RNA of Salvia hispanica, 3193 nucleotides long. RefSeq names its product chloride channel protein CLC-d-like. Gene Ontology annotation, molecular function: voltage-gated chloride channel activity. Gene Ontology annotation, cellular component: intracellular membrane-bounded organelle; membrane. Gene Ontology annotation, biological process: chloride transport; transmembrane transport. Lineage: Eukaryota; Viridiplantae; Streptophyta; Magnoliopsida; Lamiales; Lamiaceae. The record is from RefSeq and is a predicted model, not a curated record.